Molecule: messenger RNA, 2643 nt
Organism: Protopterus annectens (West African lungfish)
Lineage: Eukaryota; Metazoa; Chordata; Ceratodontiformes; Protopteridae
Product: tripartite motif-containing protein 16-like
Exons: 6
Coding region: 67-2397 (776 amino acids)
Molecular function (GO): zinc ion binding; protein binding
Source: RefSeq, a predicted model, not a curated record
CUGUACCAAGAAAGCAGUAACUUUUGUGCUACAAAUGACUCAGGGUCACACAAAAUUUAUGCAGUAAUGUCUGAGUCAAAUCACUCAGAAAAGCAGUUCUUUUGUUCCAUUUGUUCAAAGGUAUUUGAAAGGCUGAUAACCCUGAUGUGCGGACACAGCUUGUGUGAAGUCUGUGCUCAACAGAUGGGUGAUAUAAAUGAAAACAACAAACAGCACAACUGCCCCCAGUGCAAACAAAGUUCUACAGGGCCUGAAGUGCAAAUAAACUCCACUGUAAAUGGAGUGAUGGAUAUGAAUUCCAAGGCAGACAACAGUGAGGAACAAACGAUUGCUGAGGAUGGAGUCUUUAAUCCAGACGAGGUUAUGUGUGAUUUCUGCAUUGAGGUGAAGGUGAAAGCUGUGAAGUCUUGCCUUACCUGUAUGGUGUCCUACUGUGGGGACCACCUGAGGCCUCAUCUGGAGAACAUUAAACUACAGCACCACCGUCUGAUAAUGCCACUGACAGACAUGGAGAUGCAGACAUGUGAGACGCACAAACAACAGCUGGUGAUCUUCUGCCAGUCCGAUCACAAGUGUCUGUGUGAGGAGUGCUACACAACGGAACAUGCAGCACAUGACACCUUACCACUGAUAGCAGCAAGAAAAGAAAAAGAGAUUGAACUUCAACAAAUGGAAUCCAAACUGGAUCAGCAGAUACAGGCCGCAGAGAAUGCUGUUAACAAGUUACAGGGCAACGUUACGUCCAUUGAGAGUUCCAUGGCAGACAUUAAAGAUAAAACAGAGGAUGAAUUCAACAAGCUAAUGGCAGCUGUGAAGGAGGCCCACAAAGAAACUCUGGAAUUCUUGGAGAAUGAACAGCGCACAUCUGUGAACCAGGCUAACAGCAUCAGAACCCACCUGGAGCAGAAGUGCACUGAACUCAAGAAAAACAAAGACCAGAUCAGACGGUUCAAGAGUCAUAGCGAUGCCCACUUUAUACAGGAAAUCUGUGAAUGGAAGAAAAACGUCACUGAGGAUCCCCUUCCGAGUAUUUACAUUGGGCUGAAAGACAGGCUGUCAGGUAUAGGAAAGGUGGUGUCUGAAUCUUCAGAGAAUAUCAUUCAACUUUUGCAGACAUCUUACAUGAAAAAGCUUCAGGAACUGGUUAAAGAAGAAAAAUGCGGGAUUAAAACCAUGGUAGCUGCUGUUGUUGCACCCAAGCAUCGUAUUUCUGCUCCAGACCCAGAGACUAGAGCUGACUUUCUUCAGUAUGCAUCGACACUGACAUUUGAUAAAGACACAGCCCACAGAUAUCUGCGUCUCUUGGAUGAUAAUCAUAAGGUAACUAAUGUCAGUCCAUGGCAGCAGUCCUAUCCUGAUCACCCAAAGAGAUUUGAGAACUGGCAGCAGGUUUUAUGCUCUGAAAGCCUCUACAUCGGUCGGCAUUACUUUGAAGUAGAACUACGUGGAGAGGGUACUUAUGUUGGAAUGACAUAUGAGAAUAUUCCCAGAAAAGGAUCAGAGAGUGACAGCUGCAUUACAGGUAGCAAUUUCUCCUGGUGCAUCAAAAGGAACAACAAGGAGUUUUCUGCCUGGCAUAACAAUGUACAAGUACCUAUAGAAGGUAGGAUGUUUAACAGAAUAGGAGUCUAUCUGGAUUUUGGAAAGGGGACACUGGCAUUCUAUGGUGUUACCAGCAAGAUGACUUUAAUGCAUACAUUUAUAGAAAAAAUUUCUGAACCACUUUUCCCAGCAUUCUGGCUCUCAAAAAAGGAGACCAGUGUUCAGCUGAUGUCUUUGAGAGAGGGAGAAACUGAAACAUGCUCCACACCUGAAACAGUAAAGGCUCCAGUUGAACUCCCAUCUGUUAUUCCAGCUUCAGAUUCUGGAUCUGACAUUUCAUCCCCAGGCAGUACUACUAACAACUCUGAAACCAUUUCUUCAGAACAAGCAUCUUCCAAUUCAGUCAAUGAAAUUGUUCUUUCACCACCUGAAGAUGACAGGGCAAACAUCACAAGAGUGGGGAAUGCUGACAGCUCUGCCCUUGAAGCAGAUUCUAGCACUGCAGUAUUCCCAGCAGAAAAUGGAAUAAUGAAAUCCUGUCAAAUGAAAGCAGCUCCUGCCUGUCUAGGUACUGUGGCAACUACCAUCAGCCCUGGGACAGCAAAUGCCAUCACAGAACUAUCUACUGAUUCUGCGUCUACCAAUCACAUAUCUGACAAGCUCAUAGCUCUGACAAUCAAUGGGUCACUGCCAAUUACCACAGCCUCCACCUACACAACUGAUUCCUCCAGUAGCAAGCUGGUCAUGGCACAACAGGACAUUAGCUGUGUUUCAGACUGCCAGUCUGUGAAAACAGCUACUUCGACUUCCAAAAUCAUGACAUAUACCGUGGAAUGGAACACAAAAACAGAGUAAAUUAGUAGAACACUACUUUCCAUUCUUAAUGUGACUCUCUCUCACAUAGCUAGUUAUUAUUCUAGCAAAACAAGUAUAUUCUAUUAAACUAGAAAGAAAACUGUAAGUCUACAAGUGUAGCUCAUAUUAUUGUCUGUAGAGCAGAUUCACUGCUGUAAAAACAGUGUCACUAAAUCCCGCAUGUGAUUACUCAGUAUUAUUUUUCAGUGUUGCUGGUAUUGCAUUAUAUUACUAAUACAAUACAAA